Lytechinus variegatus (green sea urchin) is the source of this 3825-nucleotide messenger RNA. Its product is annotated as dickkopf-related protein 2-like. The transcript has 4 exons. Gene Ontology annotation, molecular function: receptor antagonist activity; co-receptor binding. Bases 1 to 903 code for a protein of 300 amino acids. Gene Ontology annotation, cellular component: extracellular region. The record is from RefSeq and is a predicted model, not a curated record. NCBI's taxonomy places the organism in Eukaryota, Metazoa, Echinodermata, Echinoidea, Temnopleuroida, Toxopneustidae. Gene Ontology annotation, biological process: multicellular organism development; negative regulation of canonical Wnt signaling pathway.
AUGGGGAUGAGUCUUUACCGUCACACCUCUCCACCACACCCCUUAGCCUUGCUUUACCUCCUUCUCAUGGCCCUCUAUCAGGUCUUAUGUGAAACAGACAGGGAGUGUCCAUACAAGUACUACUGCCACAGCGGCGAGGGCCACAAAUCAUGUCUUAAGUGCAGAAAAUCGCAUCGUCGUUGCCAUAGCAACAAGAUGUGUUGUCAAGGAAACACGUGUGUAGAAGGUCGCUGCAUCCCCCACCAGUUCCGUUUCGACGAGGCGUACAACACCGCCGUGCAGAAUUUCGAAUCGGAGGUGGAAGAAGAGGAGAGCUUUAUCCAAGACACCAAGUACAAACUGAGAAAAGCUCGCGAGGGUGAGCAGUGUUCUUCGUCGUUACAGUGCGAGGAUGGUUUGUGCUGUGCUCAGCAUCUCUGGUCCAAGAUCUGCAAGCCCAUGUUGGAAGAGGGUGAUAUCUGCACCAAAAAGAGGGACCGUCUCACCGACGUAUUCCAACGGUGUGAAUGUUCAGAAGGUCUUUCCUGCAAGAGAGAUUCCGUUGCUCAACGACGUCUCCACGUCUGUCAAGCCGUCAAACACCGAUCGAGUGGCACAAGCACAGAACGGGAUGGCGCAGAGGGCGCUUUGCGGGAGGAAACCUCAGCACAGCGAGAAAGAUUAAUAUCACUUCCUGUCGAAAAGAUCAGGCCGCUUCCAAGCAAGAACGACGGCGAUCUUCUGGGCUACCUUUCGGCGGAAUCGGGCGAGAAGCUCUUCGACCUCGCUAGUAGAGGCGAGCGGUGGAUAAUGCCUUUGGGGCGACCGCCAGCGAAAUUGAAAGGCACGGCGUACAGGGACACAACCGAAAUUACGCGUACGGAACAAACCGAUAUUGAGGCAAGUCAGUUAACUGUAUUAUGAUCGCCAUGAUCCUUAUGAUGACUUGACGAGGUAGCAAGAUGGUGAGAUACAAAUGGUAUGAUGAGCAUCUUGCGCAAAAUGAUGAGAGGAUAAUCAGAAUAUGAUGAGGAAGACAAUCAUAGUACGGGCGCCAGACCUUUGACGAAGAGUCGGGACAGUCAGACAUGCUAAUUGGAAAAGUAAACCUUACUCCUUGAUGAAGCCGUUGCACUGCCGAACUCUCCCUGUCUGUCGCCGCUCCUUAAAAUCUCCUCAAGCGGUGGUGUCGCCACUCAAAAAUCUCGCUGGAUCGUUCCACUUCAUGAAAAAUAUAGAUAAACUAUGAUUGGUGCGGGGUGGAUUAAACGAGCGAGUUAUAAGAGAAUCGUUUGUCGGUCAUGAUGUGCCCAAUCAUGGUAUCUGUUUAACUAAAUUGAUAAUACAGGGGACGUGUUGCGAUGUAUCUAAAUUGGAGGUCCAACAUGACCUUACAAAACGAAAGAAAAAUCUGGUAUCACGUUUAAUUUGAAAACCCGAAGUGUGAAGAGUUAAAUUGUCAUUUCUAAAUGGCCAAACACUGACCUCACUCCCAAUAGGGUUAUAGGUGGAUAAACACUUUUAACAUGCUAGAUGCAAUAGUCUGAAUCUAUUCUGUUAAAAGUAUUUGUCUUCCAUUUUGUAACGAAAACUGGUCACUUCUCAUACCUUGGUGAAAGAACACGUCAUUUUCUAUGGUUACAUAUUCUAUAUGGAAAAGUUCAGCGUUUUUUUUUCUUACAACUAAAUAUCAUAGGUAUCAUUUUUCACAGGUCACAAGAUAUGUCAAGGCAUUCAACACGUGAAAAUGCGAGUAUGAAAAUGCAUUUUCGUAUUGAGAUUGUUUGAUAGAUUAUUGUGAAAUACAUAACUAUCAUUGGCUAAAGGGAAGUCAGUCUCUGCGUCAAGUUUACAUGCUUUAGUAAAAACAGAAAAUGAGAGAUUAAGAUGUCGAUCAAAGUUUAACGGAAAUCAAUGGAUAAUAAGGUUGUGAUGAUACUUUCGGGCUGCUCCCCCUUAAUAUCACGUACUUUAAUUGCAUAGAUUGCAUUCUUAAUGAUUUGUUGUUGAUCAGUCGAUUCAUUUUCAGGGAAACGUGAAUGAGCAAAUUGUCAGAAACUGUAUUUUGAUGCCCAGCAUAGUUUGUGGUUUUCUGAAAAUAAAUGGGUUGGCCACACAGUAACAGUGAAUCGUCGUAUGGAAAAGCAGCUCCAAAGUAUCGUUAUGAAAUUUGAAACUAUCAAAAAUUCUUAACGUUUAUUUAUCCUUAGUUUUCUAUUUCUUCGAACUUUCAUUGAUUUUUUCUCUCCUGUUUUUCAACGUCUUUGUAAACAUGCUUAACGCAAGAUGGGCGUCCCUUUUUACAUGUACAAUUGAGACAUUUUGCAUUUAAUCAAUGUAGAAUGUGAUGAGAGAUCUUGUGCAUCAAGGAAAAGGAAGUAUUACAUACCCUUUAAUAUUCAAGUUUACAAAAGUUGAUUCAAAUGCGUAUUCAGAUAUUAAUAUUUGUUAUUGGCGUUUUAGUCAUUGCACAGGUUAAACUAAUUAUGUGACGUGGAUGACCAGUGUGUGACGUAACAACAUCAAUCAUGUGAUCAAUCUUUAUUGAUUUUUUUAUCCCAUCUCACGUGACGUGUCAGGUGAUGUAACUGUCACGUGAUUACUUGAACAUCCGAUCCGACAGUAAUUAUAAGUUUGAUUUCGUAUUGUUGUGGAGCAAUAUAGAGUUAACCUAUUAUAUGAGAAUAUGUAUUAUUUUUUCUUUUUGUAAAUAACACGGGUAAAAUAUUUCUAUAUCGAUGUUAACAUCAUAUUGGAACGAAUCUGCUUAUGGUUUUUCGAAAAAAAAAACUAUUUAUGAUUCCAAUAGGCGCUUUAGCAUCAUAUUUUUAUGUUUUUCUAUUUAUGUAACUUCUAACAAGUUGAUUUAAUUAAUAUAUAGACAUGAGGCUGUUCUACAUGCUUAAAGCAUGUAAUUAUCUUAAAUAUCAUAUCAUUCGUAACAUUUGUUAGAACGCUAACUCUUGUUAUGAUUUUAUUUAACGCUUUAGUUAUUUAUAUUUUCUAGACGCUAUCAGUCUCGAUAGAGACCGAGUUAGUCGUUCUGUGUAAAGAUCCUAGAAUAAUUAUUGAAAGUGACACCGUUGCGUCGAACCCUUUCGAAUUUUCAUUGCUAUUGUUAGAAUUGUUUAGUUUUUGUUAGAUGUGUUUGUUUUUCUCAACGUGGUUUAUCAGAAGAUAUAAAUCUAUCAUUUGUUCCCAAUCAUCCUAAUCAGAGAAUCACGCUUUCCUUGUUUGCAUCUACUGUCGAGGUUAAUUUCCCGUUCAACAGUCUGAUAUUUUCAAGUUAUUGUUAGAUUAUUUCAAAUAGUAUGUUCUGUAUAUUCCAAGUUUUGCAUUGAAAAAAAAAUGAAUACGGUGAUCUUUGAGCUUGUCUUACGUUCAUGAAACAAUGUAAAAUCACGAAAGGAUAACGAUACAAAUCGAAUGUGACGGUGAGACAUCGCUUAGAACGGGUUAAGUGACUGAGCAAUUGUGGUUAGGAACACUUUAUUUACCAUGAUUGCAAUGAAUAGCUGUUAUAUUAAUAGUUAUUGGGUCCGAAAUGCAAGCAAAAAGAGGUGAAAAGUGAUGAUUUAAUGGCAUCGGAAAUAUCUAUUUCUUGUCAUUAUCACCUUGGCAGUGGCCUUUCCCUUUUCUUUGUUUCAGAAAAGUUGGCUUCAGGACUCGGCUAAAGAUUUUAAUAGCUUCCCCUAGCCACACCCUUCACCGUGAAAAUUGUUCGUGUUAGUCUCCGAUCCAUGCCUUGAAAUUGCACAUCGCCACUAUAUACUACCUAACCCAUAAUUCAAUAUUUCGUAGCGUAACGUUUAUAAAAUAAAUAAUGAUGAUAAUUGGGAUUGAUCG